AUGUGCGGCCCGCCCGCCGCCCUACUUGCGGCCCUACCACCGCCCUACCUGCGGCCCGCCCGCCGCCCUACCUACGGCCCGCCCGCCGCCCUACGUGCGGCCCACCCGCCGCCCUACCUGCGGCCCUACCGCCGCCCUACCUGCGGCCCGCCCGCCGCCCUACCUGCGGCCCCACCCGCCACCCUACUUGCGGCUUACCAGCUGCCCUACCUGCGGCUCACCCGCCGCCCUACUUGCGGCCCACCCGCCGCCCUAUCUUCGACUACCGCGCUGCCCUGCACCAGAACCGCCGGGAGCCGAGCCGCCCUGCCGCCGAGCCGCCCGGGAGCCGAGCCGCCCUGCCGCCGACCCGCCCUGCCGCCGAGCCGCUCAGCAGCCAAGCCGCCGAGCCACCCAGCAGCGGAGCCGCCCUGCUGCCGAGCCGCCGAGCAGCCGAGCCGCCCUACUGCAGAGCCGCCCGACCUGCCCUGUCCGGGUCGAGCCAUUGACUUUGAGGUCUGGGUCGACGACCUGCAGCUGUUUUUACAGUGCGAUAGGGCGGACGGUCUUUCUCUCUUUGACCUCACCUCUGGCGCCUCUCCUGCCCCUGCUGCUGAUGCUGACCCCACUGUUCGCUCUCAGUGGGCCACCCGCGAUGCUGCUGCACGUCUUGCUGUGCGUCGCCACCUGCCUACCACUGAGCGCACGCACUUUAGGCAGUACAAGAGUGCUCAGACCUUGUACGACGCUGUAGUUGCGCGCUACUCUUCCCCUGCCACUGCUGCACUGAGCCGCCUCAUGCUACUGGACCACUUCCUCUCAGUCUGUCCCACCACUCUCACUGUUGACCUCCUCGAGAAGGCCCUCCUGGCGGCGGAGAAGAGCAUCGUCGCUGUAGGAGCCUCUCGUGGUGACCCUCGCACCCCCAUCUUUGAGGGGUGUUCUCCUUCCCCCCUGCUGCCCUCUGUUGCCUCUGCUGCUGCUGCCGACCUGCUUGGUCUUGAGUCGGUCGGCGCGGCGUCUGCCCCUAACGGGAGACGUCGACCUGGCAAGGGCAAGGGGGGCAAGGGCGCGGGUGGAGCUGGCGGGGGCGGUGGCGGUGGCGGUGGAGGCGGCGGAGGGAGUGGGGGUGGCGGUGGGAGUGGUGGCGGGGGUGGUGGUGGUGGCGGCGGCAGCGGAGGCGGAGGCGGUGGCGGCGGCAGCGGUGGGAGCGGAGGCGGCGGUGGUGGCGGAGGUGGAGGCGGCGGUGGCGGAGGGGGUGGAGCUGGUCGGGGUGGUGCCCUGCAGCGGAGCGGCUCUGGUGGAGGUCAGUGCCAGCAGCAGCAGCAGCAGCAGCAGCAACGUUCUCGGGACAUCCCCCCGCCUCAGCAGCUGCGUGAGUGGUAG
Messenger RNA from Closterium sp. NIES-65, 1365 nucleotides. The record is from the annotation of a GenBank genome assembly. NCBI's taxonomy places the organism in Eukaryota, Viridiplantae, Streptophyta, Zygnematophyceae, Desmidiales, Closteriaceae.